AUGAGAAGAGGCAUCUCUAUCGCAGGAAAGGUUAUCGGAAAGCUUCAAAUCCCAGCCCGUCCUUUCUACGACCACUUUAACAAAACUGCAGGAAGUCAGCCACGAAGCCAUUGCCGAACAUCUGUCCUCGCAAUGAAUGGAGCUUGCUUGAAGUCAGAGAGACGAUGGUGGAAAGAGGUUGUCAUAUAUCAAAUAUACCCUGCCUCGUUCAAAGAUAGCGAUGGCGACGGAGUUGGAAACAUUGAUGGAAUUACGUCCAAGCUGGAUUACUUGUUGGAACUCGGCGUGAAUGUGCUGUGGCUUUCUCCGAUUUACAAAAGCCCGCAAAAGGAUAUGGGAUAUGACAUUUCGAACUAUUAUGAAAUACACCCACCUUUCGGUACAAUGGACGACGUUCACCGCUUGAUUAGUGAGCUGAAGAAACGCGAUAUGAAGCUGGUCAUGGACCUCGUUGUCAAUCAUACUUCUACUGAGCAUCCGUGGUUCACUGAUUCAGCGCUUUCGAAGGAAAGCAUGAGACGAGACUGGUAUGUCUGGCGACAGCCCAAAUACGAUGAAGAAGGCAAUCGACAGCCACCAAACAACUGGGCCUGUCUCCUCGACGAUUCGCAAUCGGCCUGGAAUUACCACCCUGGAACAGAUGAGUACUAUCUCUCUCUGUUUAGCCCGCACCAGGCGGACCUAAACUGGGAGAACCCAAGCGUUCGAUGUGAGGUACACAACAUUGCAAAAUUCUGGCUCGAAAAGGGAAUUUCAGGCUUCCGGAUGGAUGUCAUCAACUUGAUCUCCAAGGACCAGACAUAUCCCGACGCGGAAAUUGUGUAUCCAAACAAAAAGUACCAACCUGGCGACAAAUACUUCGCCAACGGAGCACGGCUUUCUGAGUAUCUCCAGGAACUGAAACGUGUCGUGCUCUCCAAGUAUGACGUGCUCACUGUGGGAGAGAUGCCAUUCUUGGAGGAUGAAGAACAGCGACUCCAGAUGGUGAAGGCGGAAGAAGGUUGCCUCAACAUGAUUUUCACUUUCGAGACAAUUGGGCUCGAUAUCGUCCCCGAGCAGGGACGUUUUAGCUUUAGACCGUGGGCUGUUGGCGAACUGGCAAAGGUCGUUGAUAGGUCACAGUCUAUGAACACGCAUCUGGGAUGGGAGUCGCUGUUCUGCGAGAACCACGACCAACCUCGUUCUGUGUCGCGGUGGUGCGACGACUCGGAUGAGCACCGCGUCGCCGGUUCCAAACUCCUCUGUAUGAUGCAAAUCACCCUCACAGGUACCUUGUACAUAUACCAGGGCGAAGAGCUUGGUAUGCGCAACAUACCCGCCGAAUGGGGCCCCGAGGAGUAUAAGGAUGUUGAGUCCAUCAGCUACUGGAGCCUCGUAUGCUCAAUGUGGCCUUAUGGAUCUCCCGAACGGAAGAGGGCGAAGGAUCUUCUGAGGCGCAAAGCGCGUGACAACGCCAGGACCCCAUUCCAAUGGGACUCCACAUCGAAUGGCGGCUUUUGUCCUCCCGGCGUCAAGCCUUGGAUGCGCGUUAACGAUGAUUAUCCUACGGUCAACGCGGCUGCCCAGGUAGCAGCGGGAAGGGCAAACGAACGGACCAUGAUUGUGCCUCCGUACCGGUUCUGGCAACGAGCUCUUGAGAUUCGCAAGCGAUAUGCCGACUUGUUUAUCUACGGCGAAUUUGAGCUCAUCUAA
Colletotrichum truncatum is the source of this 1692-nucleotide messenger RNA. Its product is annotated as alpha amylase. Gene Ontology annotation, biological process: sucrose catabolic process; maltose catabolic process. The record is from RefSeq and is a predicted model, not a curated record. Gene Ontology annotation, molecular function: glucan 1,4-alpha-maltotriohydrolase activity; sucrose alpha-glucosidase activity; alpha-amylase activity. Lineage: Eukaryota; Fungi; Ascomycota; Sordariomycetes; Glomerellales; Glomerellaceae.